GAAUCUUUCCAACAUGAACCUGCACGGCGCUAUCCCGCCACCCUUGGGAAACCUCUCGUUUUUGUUGGCUCUCAACAUGAGUGGGAACUGUUUUAGUGGCGAUUUGCCAUCCGAGUUGGCCAACUUGCAUGGCUUGGAACUCAUGGACUUGAGCCACAAUGAGCUUAGUGGUGAAAUUCCUUCAUGGUGAAAUUCCUAGGGAAAUCGGUAAUCUUCGUGAUUUGCGAGUAUUUGAUGCCGGAAAUACGAGCCUUACCGGUUCCAUUCCGGCAAACAUUUUCAACAUAUCGUCGUUGAAGUGGAUAUAUCUAGGAAACAAUAAGCUUUCCGGUACUCUCCCAAUUGACAUAUGUUAUAACCAGUCAAGGCUUGAAGUUCUUUUCUUGGCCUUAAAUCAGUUAAAUGGUGAAGUUCCUUCGGGCUUAGACGGUUGCCACGAGCUUCGGUAUCUCGACUUAUCCGUAAACAGAUUCACAGGACGAGUCCCGCAUAGCAUCGGAAACUUAACCAGUCUUCGGAAACUAUACUUGGGGGCUAAUGAAUUGAGAGGUGAAAAACAGACAACUAGAGAACUUGUUUUAUCAUAUUGGUGUUUGUUCAUUAGUCAUUACCAAUGA
Molecule: messenger RNA, 617 nt
Organism: Hibiscus syriacus
Lineage: Eukaryota; Viridiplantae; Streptophyta; Magnoliopsida; Malvales; Malvaceae
Product: LRR receptor-like serine/threonine-protein kinase GSO1
Exons: 2
Coding region: 159-617 (152 amino acids)
Molecular function (GO): protein binding
Source: RefSeq, a predicted model, not a curated record